Effrenium voratum is the source of this 3498-nucleotide messenger RNA. The record is from the annotation of a GenBank genome assembly. Lineage: Eukaryota; Dinophyceae; Suessiales; Symbiodiniaceae.
AUGAAGACGCGAUGGAGGCCCUUGUUCUUGCUGUGUGCGCAAAGCUUCGCCCAGAUCCUUGAGGACGGCUUUCAUCAAGACUUCCAAGGCCAAGUCUCCAGCAAUUUCGGGGGCAGCGCGGACUCAUAUGGGGGCGAGGCCCGUGUCUCCAAUUUCGGGGGCAGCGCGGACUCAUAUGGAGGCGAGGCCCAUGUCUCCAAUGUCGGGGGCAGCGCGGACUCAUAUGGAGGCGAGGCCCGUGUCUCUGGCAAUUACGUGGGCAACGCGGACUCAUACAAUGGAGGCGACGUUCGUGAAUGCCAGGGGCACGAGGAGCAGUGGGGGACAUGCCCCAACUUGCCAGAGUGCCAGGGCUGCUACCCGGUGGACUGCAUGUUCUCGGAGUGGAGCAGUUGGUGGAAGGGCAGCGGCUGCGUGGGCCUGAUGUUCCGCCAUCGCAGCAUCGCUCUCGCCAACAACGAGUGCGGCCUGCCCUGCUACGGCACCAAGAUUGAGUCCAGAAAGCACUAUGUGGCGGGCUGCGAGAGGCCACCACAGAACUGCGUGUUGUCUGCCUGGGAUGAGUGGAGCCACUGCCAGAACGAGAAAGACCAGUCGGUCCGGAGCCGGCGGGUGGUGACGCCAUCUUCAAGAGAUGGUGAUCCCUGCAUGGGCUCGUUGUCAGAGACUCGGCCGUGUGGAGGGCCCCACCCUGAGCCCUGCAAGUUUGGCGCCUGGCAGUCGUGGACCAGUUGCAGUGCCUCCUGCGGGCCUGGGCGAUACACUAGGCUGCGGAAGAUCAUGUCAGAGGGCCACAUGAGUAGCCAGACCUGCGACGACGCCCUGCUGGAGACCCACACUUGUCAUUUGCGGGACUGUGUCACCCGGGAUUGCCGCCUGUCUUCUUGGUCCGACUGGAGCUUUUGCGGAGCUGGCAGCAUCCAGAGGAUGAGGCACAGGCAGGUCUUGCACGGCGCGCAGGGCAUGGGUCUGGUGUGCAACGCCAGCUUGGUGGAGACCUCAGGUUGCUCCGAAAAGAUCCCCCACCACUGCUCGCUGUCCACCUGGUCUCAGUGGACGGGUUGCGACCGCAGCUGCCACGGGGGGCAGAAGUACCGGCAGAGGGAGCUGCUGCAUGCCAGCUCCCACCGGAACUUCUGCGAGGGGGUGAAGCUGAAGCAGGCAGCCGCCUGCAACACCGAGCCGUGCUUUCCUCAUUCCCACGACUGCCAGCUGGAGCUGCAGCCGUGCCAGCAGGUGCCGCCCACGCCCAUCGACUGCCAGUGGGGCCAGUGGGCGGACUGGAGCGCCUGCUCCUGCUCUUGCGGGGGAGGAUCCAAACGCCGCAACCGCGCCAUCGAGAUGUCGCCGCAGAAUGGCGGCGCCCCAUGCGAGCCCAAGGACAAAGAGGUUGUCGCCAUGUGCAACACCCGGAAAUGCGACGUGCACUGCGAGGAUGGCUAUUGGGGUGCCUGGAUGGACUGGAGCGAGUGCUCCGCCACCUGCUCCUCCGGGUACCGCUCCCGGCGUCGCUCCUUGGAUGUGUUGCCCAACUCCUGCGGCAAGAUGCCCACGGGCCAGCGCGAGGAGUUCGAGAUGUGCGACGACCUGGCCAGCUGCUUCCACGAGACGGACUGCCGGCUCUCCGCCUGGGCCUUCUGCUGCAACGGCAUCCGCGAGCGGAACCGCCACAUCGUGGCCUACUCCCGGGGCGGAGGCCGGCCUUGCGACCGCAUGGCGCUGAAGGAGGGCGCCCAGGAGCCGUCGGAGUGCAACCAGCGCCCGCGGGACUGCGUCCUAGCGCCCUGGGACCCCUGGAGUCGCUGUUCCACCACCUGCGGCGUGGGACAGGAGACGCGGGAGCGCUCCGUGGCAGUGCCCUCGGCUGGUACGGGCCGGCCCUGCGAGGGCAGCCUCAUCGUCACCAGAAAGUGCAACCUGAGGCCCUGCAAGGAGGAGGGCCGUGAGGACUGUCAGCUGGGGCCCUGGUCCGAGUGGGGCAGCUGCAGCCACUGCGGGGGCCAGAGGUGGCGGCACCGGGUGAUUCGGAGCCUUCCCAAUGCGCAGGGCACCCUCUGCGAGGAGCGGAGCACGAAGCUUGGCGUUUCAGCGGUGUCUACGAAGGAGGUCUCGAAUUGCACCUCCAUUUGCCACGAGAUCCGCUUGUGCGCCUGGUCCUCAUGGUCCGAGAUGCAGUGCUCCCAGCAGUGCGGCAGCAGUUGGACGACUCUGCGGAGCCGCGAGAUGCAGCUGCUGCCUACCACCAGCUCGGUGCCGGACUAUUUGUUCCGCGGGGACAAGACCACCAGCUGCUACGGGUCCCAGGUGGACGUGGCCAAGUGCCCUGCCGUCUCUGACUGCGAGGACCAGUGCCUUCCGAAGGACUGCUCCUUCGGGGCCUGGAGCCAGUGGACGGAGGCCACCUGCGUGGGCCUCUGCGAGCGCCAGCGGGUCAUCGCCCACAUGAACAACGAGUGCGGCAAGCCCUGCUCCGGCCCUUUGCUGGAAACCAAGCACUGCCACACCCAGUGCGGGCAUGCCGUGGACUGCAAGCUGUCUGAGUGGUCGCAGUGGAGCCACUGCACGAAUUUGACCUCUCAGGUGGUACGAGGGCAGCGCUACCGGCACCGGCACGUGGUCACGGAGCCGGAGCGCGGGGGCAUGGCCUGCAGCGGGGAUCUGCGGCAGACCAGGGCCUGCCUCAGCGAGAUGCCGGAGGACUGCCUCUUCUCGCCCUGGGAGGCGUGGUCCAUUUGCUCCACGCGCUGCGGGGAAGGCACCCAGUGGCGGGCGCGGCGGAUCCAUCAGGACGGUGGCCGGCAGUGCCACGGCCACAUCGAGGAGUCCCAGGCGUGCCAGUCCUGGCACGACGACUGCGACAACCACGUGAAACGGGACCGGCGGGACUGCGAGCUGGGCGACUGGAAGGUGUGGAGUUCUUGCGACUACUCCUCCCAGCGGGAGCGCACCCGGGAGAUUCUGAUCACCGCGCAAGCCGGGGGACUGCCCUGCCACGGCGCCCUGCUGCAGACCGAGAGCUGCCAUGAGGUGGUGGACUGCGUGGUGACCGAGUGGACGGAGUGGGACAGCUGCUCCCGCACCUGUGGCAGCGGGCACGCGCGCCGCCAGCGCCAGAUCUCGAGGUUCCCCUCCGUGGGCGGCGAGUUGUGCCCGGAAGACUUGCUGCAGAUCAAGAGUUGCGUGUUGGACCCCUGCGCGUCCCAGGACUGCCAGGUCUCCGAUUGGCUGGAGUGGGGCACCUGCUCGGCCACUUGCGGUGGCGGGCACCAGAGUCGGGUGCGCACGGUGCUGAGCCUGCGGGGCCCGGGGGGCAUGGGAUGCUUCUGGCCUCGCAGUUGGCAGCGCCUUUUUUCUUUUUGUUUUAUCCCUCUUUUUUUUGUUCCGAGUGUUUUCUGUUUUUGUUUUUUGGUUGUUGUUUGUUUUCCCCGAUUUCUUCUUCUUCUUCUUCUUCUUCUUAUGUUUUUCCUCUCUUGCUGGUGCGAGAGAUGCAGGGAGUGA